Molecule: messenger RNA, 2605 nt
Organism: Felis catus (domestic cat)
Lineage: Eukaryota; Metazoa; Chordata; Mammalia; Carnivora; Felidae
Gene: RPP25
Product: ribonuclease P and MRP subunit p25
Exons: 2
Coding region: 176-817 (213 amino acids)
Biological process (GO): tRNA 5'-leader removal
Cellular component (GO): ribonuclease MRP complex
Molecular function (GO): RNA binding
Source: RefSeq, a predicted model, not a curated record
GCACCGCGCGCCUAGAGCGCGGCGUAGAGCAGCACCCACUGGAGAGAAGUCGGAGGCGAGGAUCGCGCCGUCCCACCCCGCCCAACAGCGUCCACGCCGCUCCCGCACCCUUACCCCUGCCGGCCCUUGCCGGGCGCGACCGGCGGCCAUGCAGCCCCGGGGCUGAGGCGGCCCCAUGGCGAAGCCCGCGUCCCCGCGGUCCGGGCAACGACGGCGCAUGGAGAACUUCCGUAAGGUGCGCUCGGAGGAGGCGCCGGUGGGGGGCGGGGCCGAGGGGGGCGGCGCGGGCCCCGGCCCUUUCGCGGACCUGGCGCCGGGAGCCGUGCACAUGCGGGUCAAAGAGGGCAGCAAGAUCCGGAACCUGCUGGCUUUCGCCACCGCCAGCAUGGCGCAGCCAGCCACACGCGCCAUCGUCUUCAGCGGCUGCGGUCGGGCCACCACCAAGACCGUCACGUGCGCAGAGAUUCUCAAGCGCCGCCUGGCGGGCCUGCAUCAGGUCACGCGGCUGCGCUACCGGAGCGUGCGCGAGGUGUGGCAGAGCCUCCCGCCGGGGCCCACACCGGGUCAGGAGCCUGGUGAGCCGGCCGCCAGUCUCAGUGUACUUAAGAACGUGCCCAGCCUCUCCAUCCUACUUUCCAAGGAUGCACUGGAUCCCUGCCAACCCGGCUAUCAGCCCCCGAACUCCCAUCCUGCACCCUCGUCCCAGCCAACUGCACCGACGUCCAAGAGGAGCCUAGGGGAACCCGCAGCUGGAGAAGGCUCUGCGAAGCGGUCACAACCUGAGCCAAGUGCUACGGAAGAGGACCAGACGGCCUGAGAACUCGUGGGUCUGGACCACCUACACCGGCUGGGUCUCACCCGCAGCGCCUCGACCUUGAGACAUAUCUCCAGCCUUUUACGCCUCGGUGCUCUGGACACAGCUCCUCAGACUGUCAGCGUGGAGCACAAGGCAACAAGAGAGGGACCCUAGGGAAGCUUCGUGGGUGGUUGCUUCUCUACUUGUGUUGCCUGAAGACGCAGAACUCCCACCUUCAGCUUUUCUGAGCCAUACUAGGACCUUCUUGGAGGGGGGGCGAAGGUGGGUAGUGGUGGGCAGUGGGACUCUUGAGCCUUGCUCAAGACCCCCAAGGGUUAAAGACAUCCAGUAUUCAUGCGGGGGGCUGGAGUGUGGAAGCCCGGGAAAGCUCUUGGAAACAUCUUCAUUGGUGGCUAAGGGCCAAGCGUGAGAAGGCAACUGCUGGAGGGCAGGGGAGUCUGAGUUGGGGGGGAGUGUAUUCUGCACGUCCCCUGGGACACCACUCCCUUCUAGUGUUCCUUACCCUGCUCUUAAGGAGCAUCCUGAGAUCAUACUGCAGGAGUGCCUCCAUGGAUGGACUCUAGCUCUUUUAAUACCGCACCCCCCCCCUUCCCCACUGGCCCAGAGGGAAAGACCCAGCACAGAAGUCUACGCCUACUCCCUGAAUCUCACAGCUGGAGUCCUGCUUCCAAUAAAACAAAAACAAAAAAUGGCUCUGGCCCCAGGUUUUUUCCUUAUCACUUAACCUAGGUGGAGGCUGUUUUGGCCUGCUCCCUUGUGUCUCAGUCCCCACCAGCCUGGAGUCCUUGGCCUUUGGAGUCUUCAGGGUCAGGCACAGAGACUGGAUCGCCUCAAAAUGGAGCAAGAGGUACAUUGUCCAGUUUCUGUCUUCUCCCUCUCCCAGCCUUCCCAGGCUGGCUCUAGCCUCAGGGGCUUGUGGCCAGAAGGGGGCCUUUGUCCCUUGAUGCAUUACCUCUGAGGGUUGGUGCAUUACCACAUUGCUUUUCUGAGAAGGGAAGGAAGGCAAGCACCAAUGAACUCUCCUGAGGGUCACUGCCAAGGGAAGCAUACCCCACUGGGUUCCCUAAACCCGCAGCCUCUUGCCAAUUGACAGCCUUAUCCAGAAAGCUGGCACAAAACCCCUCAUCGCCAUCGGUAGGAUCUCCCCUUCACUGCUCUCUCUCUCUCAGAAAGGACAGCACACCCUUGGGAGAGGGGGAGGAGUGAGGGUGAGGAGAAAGAAUGAGCACAAAUCCACUGCUGGAAAUUACUAUUCAGCAGAGAAGCUGGAACUUGGGCUGUGAAUCACUGCAGGCUCCCUGAUAAGCUGCUGCCUCCAGCCCUGCACAGCUGUCUGUUGAGAGAUAACAGCCUCAUAAGCCAUUCUGCCCAACUCAUAGUUGGGUGGGGGGAGGGGUGCUGUGUACAGCAGGUGAGGGUGGGGGCGGCACAGAGCUCCAGGAUCUCAGAAACAGACGCUACCACGUGCAACUCAACACCACCUCUGGAAAAGAGAUGGGGAGAAUGUAAGUCACUUCGCUGGCAGAAUCUUGAAUAAAUUCUUCCGGUGACAAGAGAGACAGACAUGCAGAGAGAAAAACAACAUCUGAAGACGUAGUCAAAGAUUGGAGUUACACAGCUGCAAGCCAAGGAAUGCUGAGGAUUGCCCGCAAACAAUAGAAGCUAAGAAAAAUGCAUGGAAGAUUCUUCCCCGGAUCCUUCAGAGAGAGCAUGGUCCUGCCGACAACUUGAUUUUGGACUUCUAGCUUCCAGAACUAUGAGAGAAUAAAUUUCUGUUGUUUCAAGUCA